Molecule: messenger RNA, 786 nt
Organism: Linum tenue
Lineage: Eukaryota; Viridiplantae; Streptophyta; Magnoliopsida; Malpighiales; Linaceae
Source: the annotation of a GenBank genome assembly
AUGGAGGUUUACGGGGAAGGCAGAUGGCAUCAGGUUCCCAUUCGUGCAGGAUUGAAUAGAUGUAGGAAAAGUUGUAGGCUGAGGUGGCUGAACUAUCUGAAGCCAAGCAUCAAGAGAGGAGAGUUCUCUGAUGAUGAGGUUGAUCUCAUUAUCAGGCUGCACAAGCUGUUGGGUAACAGAUGGUCGCUGAUUGCGGGGCGUCUGCCGGGAAGAACCGCCAACGACGUGAAGAACUACUGGAACACCCACCAGAAGAAAAAGACGGCGACGGCACCGUUCCCAUGCAAACCAGCCUAUCUUAGCGACGGCCGGCAACCGGCUGCUGGUGCCAAAAACAAGAAUAAUAACAACAUCUCACGACUCCAGAUAACGAAAGCCAACAUUAUCAAGCCGCGACCUCGGACCUUCUCAUCCAAAAGCCUCUCCUGGCCCAUGAAGCCUAUCCAGCCCAAGCCCAACAAUAUUAUUAAUCUUCAUCAUAAGUUGCCGCCAAGUCAAGAUGAUCGCCGUCGUAAUUGUCAGGAGAAUCAUGACGGCGGCGGAGGCGCCGAAAUCACGUGGAUGGACCAGCUAGAGAGAUUCCUCGACGAUGGCAUUAAUAAUCUACCAGUGGCGGCGGACCACGAAGCUGAUCGGUUUCCUCUCGGCCAAUUAAUGUCGUCCAUAUUGCCAGAUCAUCAAGAGAAGAGCGUUGAUAAUAUGAUGAUGUUCGAGGAAGACAGCUACCAAAGUUUCUGGAGUGAUCUGGACAUUUGCCAUCUUCUCAGUGAUCGUCAUGACAUUUAA